AUGGCUAGUGAUAUGCAAAAAUCAAUUCAUGAAGAUGAACAUGCUGAAGCAGAAAUUGUGUAUGGAGCUGAAGAAUGCUAUCGUAGUAUUACAAAUCUCUUGCAAGACUCUGGAUUUCCAAAAGGUGUGAUACCACUUAAAUACCUUGAAGAAUUUGGCUAUGUUCGCAAGACUGGAUUCGCCUGGAUGAAACAAAAGGGCCCCUACGACCAUUAUUUUACUUCAAUUAAAAUGCUUGUGAGUUACGCGACUGAGAUCACUGCAUAUGUCGAGAAAGGAAAAUUAAAAAAAAUAAGCGGUGUUAAGGGUAAACAACUACUUCGUAGGGUACCUGCGGUUGAGAGUAUUAAUAAAGAUCAAAAGAAGAUUUAUUUAAAAACUUCUAUGGGAUUUGGAAGGUCUUAUCUCAUUACUGCUUUUAUGACUGAUGAGGAAACGGAGAAAGCUAACGAGUAAUGCAUAAGAUUUGGUUCCUCU
Messenger RNA from Solanum stenotomum, 477 nucleotides. RefSeq lists its product as uncharacterized. The transcript is spliced from 3 exons. The record is from RefSeq and is a predicted model, not a curated record. NCBI's taxonomy places the organism in Eukaryota, Viridiplantae, Streptophyta, Magnoliopsida, Solanales, Solanaceae. Bases 1 to 456 code for a protein of 151 amino acids.